AUGAGUUCAAUCGACGCUGGCGAGACUACAUUUACGGUUGAGAGUGCUCAUUCGUCCUUAUCACAGAGAUUGAUGGAUACACUUAAAACAAACCCUUACUUUAACGCGGGAGCGGGUUUGGCUGGUAUAGGUCUCGCUAUGGGUGCACUUCGCCGUGGUGCAAUUAUUGGAAACGCCUAUUUCAGGCGUAGGUUUAUGAUCUCACUCCAGAUAAAUAACGAAGACGCAGCUUACCCAUGGUUACUAGAUUUUAUUAAUAGACGGAGUGCUAGACAAACAAGAAAUCUUUCCGUUAAUACCUUAAUAUCUCAGUCAGAAAGUGGUAGAACUGCUAUGAAGAUUUCUUAUCUGCCUGGGCAUGGUCAGCAUUAUUUUGUACAUAGAUAUCGAUGGAUCAAAGUAGAGCGACAACGAGAAAAACAAACAAUUCAGAGGGACGGCUAUCGAACUCCUUUCGAAACGGUCACGUUAACAACGCUGGGAACAGAUACUACAUUCCUUAAGAACAUGCUUGAGGAGGCCUCACGAGAAGCCGUUGCUAAGACUGAAACAGGUCUUGUCGUGUACCAAGCUGUUGGUCCACAAUGGGUCCGUUUUGGGGCACCAAGGCGGAAAAGGGAUGUUCAUUCCGUCAUUCUAGAUGGAAACAUUGCUGAAGAUCUUGUGGAUGAUUUCCGAGAGUUCACAGAAUCUUCUCAAUGGUACACUGAUCGAGGAGUGCCGUAUAGACGCGGAUAUUUGUUCUAUGGUCCUCCUGGGACUGGAAAGAGCAGUUUUAUAUCAGCUUUGGCUAGUCAUUUCGGUUAUAGUGUUUGUAUACUUUCGCUUAGUGAACGAACUCUUGAUGAUGAAAGGUUAAACCAUCUUCUUAACACUGCUCCAGUUAACAGCGUUGUUAUCCUUGAAGAUAUCGAUGCCGCUUUCGGCAGUAGAGCGGAUCCAAUGGUAAAUCACCCUGCCUACCAGGGGAUGACAAGGGUUACCUUCUCUGGUCUUCUCAAUGCUAUAGAUGGUGUUGGGUCUGCAGAAGAAAGAAUACUAUUUAUGACAACUAACUAUGUAGAUCGACUGGAUCCCGCUCUGAUUCGUCCCGGUCGUGUGGACAAGAAACAAUUAUUCGGGAACGUAACAAGACGCAUGGCUGAAAAAAUGUUCAUUCGUUUCUAUUGCCUUUCUGAAGAUGAUCCGUUGUGUGACGAGUUCGUCGAUCAAGUGAUGUCCUUAGGAUCGGAAGUAUCUCCGGCACAACUUCAAGGCCACUUUCUUCUGUAUAAACAGUCACCUCGGAUAGCUAUUGAUCGAGUUGCCGAUAUCACUUCCAAUUUACGAUAA
Messenger RNA from Necator americanus (New World hookworm), 1332 nucleotides. RefSeq lists its product as uncharacterized. The record is from RefSeq and is a predicted model, not a curated record. NCBI's taxonomy places the organism in Eukaryota, Metazoa, Nematoda, Chromadorea, Rhabditida, Ancylostomatidae. Gene Ontology annotation, cellular component: mitochondrial inner membrane. The coding region runs from base 1 to 1332 and encodes 443 amino acids. Gene Ontology annotation, molecular function: ATP binding; ATP hydrolysis activity. Gene Ontology annotation, biological process: mitochondrial respiratory chain complex III assembly; protein insertion into mitochondrial inner membrane from matrix. The transcript is spliced from 9 exons.